Brienomyrus brachyistius is the source of this 1308-nucleotide messenger RNA. Its product is annotated as keratin-associated protein 10-11-like. The record is from RefSeq and is a predicted model, not a curated record. Lineage: Eukaryota; Metazoa; Chordata; Actinopteri; Osteoglossiformes; Mormyridae. Bases 1 to 1308 code for a protein of 435 amino acids. The transcript has 2 exons.
AUGAGCCCCGCAGGCCCUGGCAGGGAUAGAGCACAAUGGCAGUCACAGAAGAGACGGGUCAGCUGUAACCCAGCACAGGAAAGACGGGUCAGCUGUAACCCAGCACAGGACAGACGGGUCAGCUGUAACCCAGCACAGGACAGACGGGUCAGCUGUAACCCAGCACAGGAGAGACAGGUCAGCUGUAACUCAGCACAGGACAGAUGGGUCAGCUGUAACCCAGCACAGGACAGGCUGGUCAGCUGUAACCCAGCACAGGAGAGACGGGUCAGCUGUAACCCAGCACAGGACAGACGGGUCAGCUGUAACCCAGCACAGGACAGACGGGUCAGCUGUAACCCAGCACAGGAGAGACAGGUCAGCUGUAACUCAGCACAGGACAGACGGGUCAGUUGUAACCCAGCACAGGACAGGCUGGUCAGCUGUAACCCAGCACAGGAGAGACGGGUCAGCUGUAACCCAGCACAGGACAGACGGGUCAGCUGUAACCCAGCACAGGACAGACGGGUCAGCUGUAACCCAGCACAGGACAGACGGGUCAGCUGUAACCCAGCACAGGAGAGACAGGUCAGCUGUAACCCAGCACAGGACAGGCUGGUCAGCUGUAACCCAGCACAGGACAGACGGGUCAGCUGUAACCCAGCACAGGAGAGACAGGUCAGUUGUAACCCAGCACAGGACAGGCUGGUCAGCUGUAACCCAGCACAGGAGAGACAGGUCAGCUGUAACCCAGCACAGGACAGACGGGUCAGCUGUAACCCAGCACAGGACAGACGGGUCAGCUGUAACCCAGCACAGGAGAGACAGGUCAGUUGUAACCCAGCACAGGACAGGCUGGUCAGCUGUAACCCAGCACAGGAGAGACAGGUCAGCUGUAACCCAGCACAGGACAGGCUGGUCAGCUGUAACCCAGCACAGGACAGACGGGUCAGCUGUAACCCAGCACAGGAGAGACAGGUCAGCUGUAACCCAGCACAGGAGAGACAGGUCAGCUGUAACCCAGCACAGGACAGACAGGUCAGCUGUAACCCAGCACAGGACAGACGGGUCAGCUGUAACCCAGCACAGGACAGGCUGGUCAGCUGUAACCCAACACAGGACAGGCUGGUCAGCUGUAACCCAGCACAGGAGAGACAGGUCAGCUGUAACCCAGCACAGGAGAGACGGGUCAGCUGUAACCCAGCACAGGACAGACGGGUCAGCUGUAACCCAGCACAGGACAGACAGGUCAGCUGUAACCCAGCACAGGACAGGCUGUUCAGCUGUAACCCAGCACAGGACAUGUACAAACAUGAUCUACCGCUAUGA